UCGCGCCUAAUCAAAUUAAGUUACUUAAAUUGAGACACAGUAAGUAAGUUUUAAAAACUGAAUAUAUGUGUUAAACAGGGGAUCUAAAAGUGGUCACUUGGUGCUAAUUCUACCUUAAUUUAGGGAUUAACAGAUCGUUCCCAUAAUAGUCUUCAAUAUUCCUGCAACCAAUGUCGGAUCCCAAUUCUACAUCCAUUACUAAAACUGUUAGGGUUUUGAUUAAAGGGAGAAUACAGGGCGUAUCGUAUAGGGGUUGGACAGUGGAUAAUGCGACGGAAUUGGGAUUGAGUGGUUGGGUUAGGAACAGAAAGGACGGCACCGUGGAAGCCAUGUUUUCAGGUAGUUCUGAGAAGGUUCUAGAAAUGGAGCGCCGCUGUUGGGAGGGCCCACCAGCAGCUGAAGUCACAGGCGUGGAUGUUAACGCUUGUGAUGAAGAUAUGGUGCCGGGGUUUGAAUGUAGGCUAACUGUGUGAUCAAUUGCCUAAAAGUAGCAAAAUAAAUAAUCCAACCUGAGGCAUUAGUACUAAUCUUGUAGUUUCUUGUCCAUUUGAUUUCUGUUACUACCUAUAGUUUCUGUUGUCGCAUUAUUUGUUGAUGUUGAUGUUGAUGUUCCUUUUCUGAAUUUGAUCCAAUGAUUUCGUAAUUAUUCAAUGUCUUGCUUCA
Messenger RNA from Lycium barbarum (goji berry), 663 nucleotides. RefSeq lists its product as uncharacterized. The record is from RefSeq and is a predicted model, not a curated record. Lineage: Eukaryota; Viridiplantae; Streptophyta; Magnoliopsida; Solanales; Solanaceae. Bases 171 to 473 code for a protein of 100 amino acids. The transcript has 2 exons. Gene Ontology annotation, molecular function: acylphosphatase activity.